Molecule: messenger RNA, 1110 nt
Organism: Puccinia triticina
Lineage: Eukaryota; Fungi; Basidiomycota; Pucciniomycetes; Pucciniales; Pucciniaceae
Exons: 1
Coding region: 1-1110 (369 amino acids)
Source: RefSeq, a predicted model, not a curated record
AUGCCAGAGCUGAUUGCGCCAACAUCAGAGGUGGCAUUCAAUAGAAUUAUGAAAAAUCCCACGAUUCUCAUAUCGUUUCUGAAUAGUAUCUUGGAGCAGGAAAACGUCGUGAUCGUCAAGAUUCAAAGUAGUAACCAAGUCUUGAGUUCCGCUCUUGGUCCAGUCCAGCAAAGUUCUGAACAACCACGGCGAGCUUCGACAAUCAAUAGCGUGCGAUACGCCACUGAUGAGCACCCGGGCUCUGACGAUUUGAACCAGACUGUACGCUACGACCUUGUCGUGGUCACUGACAAAGACAUCGUUAUCAACAUAGAAAUGCAGAAAGUUAAACAGCAUUUCUACCUCGAUAGAAUGGCAUACUACAGCUCUCGUGUAGUUUGUGACAACACCCAUGAAGGUCCUCAGACACUAUUUCACAGCAAUAAUCAGCUUAAUCCAAACACCCACCCAGCAACAGUAGAAAACUGCGAUUACAAAUGCCCCCCAAUCUACGUGAUAUCGAUGUGUGGUUUUGCAUGGACAGCACUGACGUCGAUACCCGUUGAGUUGCACCAAGAUUGGCUUCUGUGGCUGGCACCACAUUGGAAAGUGGGAUCAAACCGCCCCAAACGCUCAGACAACGUCCCGGCCAUACUGCAAAACGAACCAACUGUCCAACAUGUAUUCAUAUCCCUCCCAACGGCUUGCCAGCAUCUGGGCCAACAAGUCAACGACAUUUUGGAACAGUUAAUUUGGAUUUUUGCAAAUGUUGGACCUAAGUCACACUUGGAAGAGCUCCCCAAAUGGGUUCGGACCAACAAGCCUGCGAGUCUAUUGAUGAAUCAGAUCACCUACAAUAGUCUUACUAUCAAAGAAAGAAUUGCCUACCAGAAGUCGGAAAAGAGGGAACUCGAGUACGAGAAAUUUAAAGCUGACGAGACAAUAGAAUUGGCCAAAGAAAUAACAGCAAGGCGAAUUGAGGCCAAACUAGAAGCCAAACGGGUUCGAAGGCAGGCCAGACUAGAGGAGGAACGCAAGCGAGCUGAGGCCAAACUAAAGGCUGACCAAGGGAAACAGGAUGCUGAGAUCGAGGAGCUCAAGGAAAAGCUGCGCCGCCAUGGUGACCUAUGA